This is a messenger RNA of Acomys russatus (golden spiny mouse), 597 nucleotides long. It is a transcript of the gene Coxfa4l3, whose product is annotated as chromosome 4 C15orf48 homolog. Bases 159 to 410 code for a protein of 83 amino acids. The record is from RefSeq and is a predicted model, not a curated record. The transcript is spliced from 4 exons. NCBI's taxonomy places the organism in Eukaryota, Metazoa, Chordata, Mammalia, Rodentia, Muridae.
CCCAGGUGCGUCUCCGUUCUGGAAAGUUCUGCGGAGCAGGCCCUGGCCGGGCCUUCUGGGACUGUUGGACGGCUGGGUGCCCAGGUCCAGGGGAAGAUGGUUUUGAUCAGUAUCUUGGAUUUUUCCUUCUAGAUUUGGAAUUCUACACUAAAGUCAUCAUGGGCAUUUUCCAGAGACUGAUGAAAAAUAAGGAACUCAUCCCUUUGGUGUUUAUCAUGACUGUGGCCGUUACUGGAGCCUCGUCUUUUGCUUUGUAUGCUUUACAAAAAACCGAUGUGGUUAUUGAUCGAAAAAGAAACCCAGAACCUUGGGAAAUGGUGGAUCCUACUCAACCCCAAAAGCUUAUAACCAUCAACCAGCAAUGGAAGCCAGUUGAAGAGCUGCAGAGAGUCCGAAGGGCGACCAGAUGAUUUCUCUUCGCCCUUUUCUUCCAAAGAAUACUCUAUGAAUCUAGUGGAAACACUUCUGCACAAACUAGAUUUUGAAGCCAGUGUGCGGAAAUGCUUCUGCUACGUUUUUAGGGUUUGCCUACAUUCUUUGGGUCCUGCAUAAGCAAUUGAUGGUAGCACAUAGCCUGAAAGUCGUUUUCUGUGUUUA